Molecule: messenger RNA, 2611 nt
Organism: Candoia aspera
Lineage: Eukaryota; Metazoa; Chordata; Lepidosauria; Squamata; Candoiidae
Product: cytochrome P450 2W1-like
Exons: 9
Coding region: 218-1717 (499 amino acids)
Biological process (GO): xenobiotic metabolic process
Cellular component (GO): intracellular membrane-bounded organelle; cytoplasm
Molecular function (GO): iron ion binding; heme binding; oxidoreductase activity, acting on paired donors, with incorporation or reduction of molecular oxygen, reduced flavin or flavoprotein as one donor, and incorporation of one atom of oxygen
Source: RefSeq, a predicted model, not a curated record
UUUCCAUCUUUAAACUAUCUAAGAGACUUUGAUUCUUUGAGUUAGAUAGCCAAGCUACUGGGGGAGGGCUUGUAAAGAGGACUGGAACACAGAUUUUCGCAAUUUCACAAAUGCUAUAAGACUUGCCAAGUAGAUUGCUCACCAGAUAAAAACUCCUUUUCUAAGCUUGCUCCAUCAGAGUUUUUUCCUGUUCCUCAUCUCCAGACCCUUGCUCCACAUGGCUCCUUGGUUAUCAUUCCUCCUCAGCCCAACCACAAUUUUCUCCUUGAUUCUACUGCUAUUAUCAGCCAGCCUGUUUUGGAGCAGCCUUAGGUGGUCAUCUCAACGUAUGCCUCCAGGACCCUCCCCACUCCCUAUCAUCGGCAAUUUGCAUCUGAUAAAUAUUCAAAGGCAAGACAUCUCAUUUAUGAAGCUUUCCAAAAAAUACGGCCCGGUCUUCACAUUCCAUUUUGGUUUACAGAAAGUUGUGGUGCUGGUUGGCUACAAGGCUGUGAAAGAGGCACUCCUGAGCAAGGGAAAUGAGUUUAUUGACAGGCCCCCGAUCCCCAUAUUCUCACGGAUCCAGCAUGGGAACGGUAUGUUCUUCUCUGUUGGGGAACUGUGGAAGGACACCCGGCGAUUCACCUUGUCUAGCAUUCGGAAUCUUGGGAUGGGCUCCUCCCUGAUCGAAGGAAAGAUGCUUGAAGAGCUAAAUUUCCUGGUUGAGAAGGUCAACUCCUUUAAAGGUGAGCCUUUUUCACUAAAGACCUUUUCUGCAGCUCCAACAAAUAUCACCUUCAUCAUACUGUUUGGAGACAGGUUUGACUAUGCUGACCCAACUUUCAUUACUCUCUUAAGACUCAUUGAUGAAGUGAUGACUCUUCUGGGAUCUCCAUAUUUACAUCUGUUUAAUGUCUAUCCGUUCCUUGGGUGCCUUCUCAAAACCCCUAAAAUGCUCUUGAAAAAAAUUGAAGAAACGUGUGCCAUCCUACAGAGGUACAUCCAAACCAGCAAGGAGACACUAAGUGGGAAUCAGCUACAAAGCUAUAUUGACUCCAUGCUGUUCAGACAACAACUAGAGGACGAGAAUGGUGAGAAGAACAUAUUUCACAGCUCCAAUAUCAUGGCCUCAGUUCUUGACCUCGUCAUGGCUGGGACGGAGACCACUGCCACCACUCUGCAGUGGGCCAUUCUGCUGAUGAUGAAGUACCCUGAGAUCCAGAGGAAGGUGCAAGAUGAAAUCCGGAGAGUCCUUGGAUCAGACCGUCUACCGGUCUAUGAAGACAGGAAGCGGAUGCCCUUCGCGAACGCCGUGAUUCAUGAGGUGCAGAGGGUUGCUUCUGUCGUGCCGCAUUUGCCCCGCUGCACCUCCGUGGACAUACACUUUCGGGGCUACUUCAUUCCAAAGGGAACAGCUGUGAUUCCUUCUCUCACGUCCUCCCUUUAUGACGAAACCCAGUGGGAGACUCCCAGCCAGUUUAACCCCAGCCAUUUUCUGGAUGCUGAGGGGAACUUUGUGAAGAAAGAAGCCUUCGUGGCUUUCUCAAUAGGUCGCAGGAACUGCCUGGGAGAAAGCCUGGCCAGGAUGGAACUCUUCCUGUUUGUGGUGGGAUUGCUCCAGCGAUUCACCUUUCGACCCCCUCCUGGAAUGAGCGAAGCGGACUUGGAGCUUAUGAUCGAUCCUGCCUUCACUCGGCGGCCUCAGCCGUAUUUGACCCGUGCUGCGCCCACCAUCUAGGACGGCCAACUCAGGGGGCAGCCAGUGGUUUCCAGUGAUAGAAAGAAGAGCCCCACCGUGCACCAAGAUGGCAUUCCUACCACAGGGCUUUGCCAGUGGCCCCUUGCCAACUUUCUUACGUUCUUUGCACAACCCUGUGGCUCUUUACAACCCACCCUUCUCACGUGGGCAUGGUGGGGCAACGCCUCUGAAGACCCUUUACCCUUCUCCUUCCCACAGAAAUAAAAUACAAAGCUUGCCAGGACACAAGCUGAACGUCCUUAUCUUUAACAUCGUAGUUUACGAUCCUUUGUUGUUUUUAUUUUUAGGGGGAGCAACGUCCACGGUCUGAUAUCCCCAAUAGCACCAUCCGUAGCCUAAAAUGGCAUAGCCCAGAUGCUGGUUAUUGAUCGCUCGGUGAGAGUGAAAGCUUAUCAGCUGGGAAAAAAAAAGUCUACAUUAGCCCUGUAAAUAAGUUUGCGAGUUACCAGGCUGCAUCGGCUUCAUUUGAUUACUGCCUACCUAUUUUCACGAUAUCGUUGCAAGUCUUGGUAGUUCUGUUAUUCUUGUCCAUCUGUUUUCUUCUCUCACAGGAUCUAAAAGUAAUUUGGAGUCCUUCAGUGCAAGUGUCCCAAAGCAUCUAAGGCAGUGUUUCUUAACCUUGGGAACUUUAAGAUGGGUGGACUUCAACUCCCAGAAUGCCCCAGCCAGCUGCUGGCUGGGGCAUUCUGGGAGUUGAAGUCCACCCAUCUUAAAGUUCCCAGGGUUGAGAAAACACUGAUCUAAGGAGAUUAACAAAUAUGGUUUUGUAUACUUUGGAAAAUUCCUGGGCAUGCGCAUCAUCUCUAAAUUGUCAUUAAAUUUAGAGAUGAUGCUAAAUUUAAUGCUACUAUCAUUAAAAUGUAUUGCAGAUUG